This is a messenger RNA of Nicotiana tabacum (common tobacco), 903 nucleotides long. Its product is annotated as F-box protein At5g67140. Gene Ontology annotation, cellular component: SCF ubiquitin ligase complex. Gene Ontology annotation, biological process: SCF-dependent proteasomal ubiquitin-dependent protein catabolic process. Lineage: Eukaryota; Viridiplantae; Streptophyta; Magnoliopsida; Solanales; Solanaceae. Gene Ontology annotation, molecular function: protein binding. The record is from RefSeq and is a predicted model, not a curated record.
UGAAUUUUGAAGCCCUUUGUUAUUUCUGUAAUUUUCUUUUAAUUUGGUUUGAUGAAGCGAAAGGGGGUUGGAGAAGUAGAUGAUCAAGAAACGCCAAUUGAUAGACUGCCCUUUGACCUCUUGGCUCAUAUUUUUGCUCUGCUUACUUGUUUCAAGGAUUUGGCUCAGACGAGCGCUGUGAGCAGGAAAUGGAGAGAGGGGGUGAAAGAAUCCUUAGCUAGAAGAGAAUUUUUGAGUUUUUCUGGCUGGAAAGUGAAUGAUGAUUCUACUACUCGCCUCCUUCUUCAUGCUUACAGUCUCAAGGAACUCGAUAUCUCAAGGAGCCGUUGGGGUUGUCAAAUAACGGAUCGCGGGCUGUACCAAUUGUCCACUGCUAGAUGUAUUAGCAAUCUGUCAUCACUAUCUUUAUGGGGCACUACCGGGAUCACAGAUACAGGUGUUGUUCAGCUGAUCUCCAGAGCUUCUUCUCUACAGCAUCUGAAUAUCGGUGGUACAUUUAUAACAGACAUAUCCUUGUUUGCUAUUGCUGGUAGCUGCCCACACUUGAAGACUAUUGUGUUGUGGGGCUGUCGUCAUGUAACUGAGAAUGGACUUCUGGCUUUGGUAAAUAAAUGCCGCAAACUAGAGUCUAUUAAUGCAUGGGGCAUGAGGGUUACUGUGGACUGCUUUAUUGGCCUACUCACUAUUAGCCCAGCUCUACAGAUACAACCUAAAGGAAUGCUGCCUAAUAUUGCUGUCUUCUGAGGAGCCUUCUAAGUUCCUAUGUGAUUGCAACUAGUAUAUAUCUUGCUUGCCAAUUGUUGGAUGAACAAUAAUGCUUUGUACAGAUUCUUUUUGUGAUUCUCCUUUGUAUUAAUUUGGACAAUUAAUUGCCUGCAGUAAGAAGACAUCCUUUACAUUUAA